Symbiodinium necroappetens is the source of this 1392-nucleotide messenger RNA. The record is from the annotation of a GenBank genome assembly. Lineage: Eukaryota; Dinophyceae; Suessiales; Symbiodiniaceae.
GUGGCCUACGGGGAGCCCACCUUCCAAGGGAGCAUCCGGAAGCUUCGCGCAGACGUUGCCGACGAGCUGAAGUUCUUGACGGGACUGGGGCCACUGGCUGCAGCGGUGCAGGCUCCGGUUUUCGAGCGCUUCGGACUUCCUCGUGGCCAGCGAGGGGUGAUCCUGAUGAAGCUGGCCAUUCGGCAGAUCUCGACAUGGAACCCAGACGUCAAAAACUUGGCGGGGGAUCUGCGGGAGAUGCUGUGCUUGCCUCGCGAGGAGGAGGACAUCACUUCCACCAUCAGGAAGGCGGAGGACGGCUUGAUGGAGCUGGAGAAGCAGAUCUCCAAGGCGCCCUUGGACGUGCGUGGGCCCCUAGCGGAGGCACUGCUGUUGCCGUACAAGGCAAGCCCAUUGGAGAUCGCCAAGGCCGUGCCGCGUCUCCACAAGCGGGCUGAGGAGCUUGCGGAGCAUCACUUGGCUCGAGGUCGCGAGUCGAUUGUCGGUGAGGGGAAGCUGCUCCCUUCGGAGGAGGCUCAUGGCGCCAGCGACGAACAGCUGAAGAGCAAGCUGUUGGACCUUUUCGAGCGUUACCUGCAAAAGAUGCUCAGCCGCGUCAUCACACCUCUGGAUACCUUCACGAAGCCACCGGAAGCCUUCGGCUGUUCCUGGGCAAGGCAGCUGGUGUCGCACCGGGCGGUCACGGAGCUCUGGGGCCCACGGAUAGCCCGGCAGAUUCCUGGGGAAGACUGGUUGGGUCUGGGCGUGGGCGUUACCGUUUUGGACAACACGGUGGACAAGGACCUUGUUGCAACAGCGCACCUGGAGUUGGCGGCUUUGGAAGAGGCCGGGCAGGUGACUCCGUCCAAGGAUCCCUGCAACGUUGGGGCCCGCUCUGUGUGGCUUCACUUCGAGAGCCCAGAAGAGACGCUGCAGGCACCCCCAGCUUUGCGCUCGCUCUGCCAGCAGCUGCUUGGCCUGCCAGACGCCCUGCUCCGUGCGGCCGCUGCUUGCAGCCCCAACGAGGCCGUUGCAGCUCCCAGGCUUAGGGUGCACCCUCACAUCAUGGCAGCUAGCUACCGCCGAGGGGCAGAGUACCACUGCCACAAAGACAGUUACAGCGGUACGGACAAUCAGCGCAUGGUCACCGUCCUACUGUACUUGAAUGAUGACUGGCGACCGGGCGAUGGUGGUGAGUUGCGUGUUUAUGGCGACAGGCUGGACGAAGAAGCCGCCCAAGCGCCGGAAGGCUUGCGGAAGGAAGCCGCCAGCAUGCCUGACAUGGACAGGUUUGUCGACAUCGCACCUUUAAGCGGGCGCAUUGUCAUGUUCCGCUCCCGCGAUGUCUGGCAUGCCGUUCGUGAGCCUCGAGAGCAGCGAUGGGCAAUGACUCUUUGGGUCAUGGCAGAUUAA